Marmota flaviventris (yellow-bellied marmot) is the source of this 1494-nucleotide messenger RNA. It is a transcript of the gene Reep4, whose product is annotated as receptor accessory protein 4. Gene Ontology annotation, cellular component: cytoplasmic microtubule; endoplasmic reticulum membrane; endoplasmic reticulum tubular network. The record is from RefSeq and is a predicted model, not a curated record. Gene Ontology annotation, biological process: endoplasmic reticulum tubular network organization. Gene Ontology annotation, molecular function: microtubule binding. NCBI's taxonomy places the organism in Eukaryota, Metazoa, Chordata, Mammalia, Rodentia, Sciuridae.
AAGUGAGUUGCAGACUCCGCCCCGGAGGCCGGUGCCGUCUGCCUACCGCGCUGGUACCGCGGCGACCCGCAAGAGCGUAGACCGAGACCCGGCACCCGGGCCGCGGACCAGCAGCGGCGCCCAGCAAGGGCCGAACACCGGGUUCUCGGCGACUGAGCUGGUCCGAGCCGCAACUGCAGCGCCGCGCGGCUGGGCGGAGGAGCGCGCCCGCGGUGCCCGCUCCCAGCCGCUUCCUCCCUGCCCACCGCCUCCCAGCCCGCUGGUCUCCGGGUUCUCCUGGGUCUCCGCACCGCCGGGUCGGAGUCAGUGGGCGGCGGGCCCCACUUUGCCAGGGGACAGCGGGACCGACCCUCGGGUUCCUGCACCACCACUGAGCCCCCGUCCCAGCCCCCGCGUGAGCGCCCUCCAGGGCGUCUUUUGGGGGCCCUCCCCUCGUCCCCAAGGCUGUCAGGAUGGUGUCCUGGAUGAUCUGUCGCCUGGUGGUACUGGUGUUUGGGAUGCUGUAUCCAGCUUAUGCGUCCUACAAGGCCGUGAAGACCAAGAACAUUCGUGAAUAUGUUCGGUGGAUGAUGUACUGGAUCAUCUUUGCAAUCUUCAUGGCAGCCGAGACCUUCACAGACAUCUUUAUCUCCUGGUUCCCUUUCUAUUAUGAGAUCAAGAUGGCCUUUGUUCUGUGGCUGCUUUCGCCCUACACGAAGGGGGCCAGCCUACUUUACCGAAAGUUCGUCCACCCGUCCCUAUCCCGUCAUGAGAAGGAGAUCGACACGUACAUUGUUCAGGCCAAAGAGCGCAGCUACGAGACAGUGCUCAGCCUUGGGAAGCGCAGCCUCAACAUUGCUGCAUCAGCUGCUGUACAGGCUGCCACCAAGAGUCAGGGCGCACUGGCCGGUCGCCUGCGGAGCUUUUCCAUGCAGGACCUGCGCUCCAUCCCUGACACCCCUGCCCCUACCUACCAGGACCCCCUCUACCUGGAAGAUCAGGUACCCCGCCGGAGGCCACCCAUUGGGUACCGGGCAGGGGGCCUGCAGGACAGUGACACAGAGGAGGGGGGUUGGUCGGAUACCGAGGUAGUCCCCCAGCCACCAGCACGGCCCCGGGAGAAGCCUCUGAGCCGAAGCCAGAGCCUGCGUGUGGUCAAGAGGAAGCCGCUGGCCCGGGAGGGCACCUCACGCUCCCUGAAGGUCCGAACACGGAAAAAGACUGUGCCCUCAGACAUGGACAGCUAGGAUCUGCGGAGUCAGCCCAGUCUUACCUCAGGCCCUGCAGGUGCCGGGCUAGGUGCAGGGCUCCUUUGGCUGCACACUGGCUGGCCUGCACCGGCUACCUGGGUCCCACCCCUCCUGGCUGCUGCGUUUGCCUUAGAGCCAGGGCAGAGGCUGUGCGUCCUGCUGUGGACGCACCCACAGUGCCAGAGCUGGCUGGGCCCAGGGUUCUAUUUAUUGCCUUCCUCCGCCCUCUGCCUUCUCAGGUAUGGGACCAGAGCCCCCCAAAACC